AUGAGAGAAGUCAUCUUAUUCCCUUGGUUUGCAAGCAAAAAUAUCUCCUUGAAUCAAAAGAUUAGUAAAUUUUAUUUUAUCAAAAAAUAUUUUAUUAAAAUGCUAUCUAUAUAUAGCCGGGAACGGGCUAUACACAAAACUUUUACUCAUUAGCCAAGGGUUAAUUUCCCAAAAAUAAGGAUUUUCUAACUCCCCCCUCCGCGAGUGAACAAAAAAAUUUUGUACGCCCUCAGGGGGGUUAAUUUUUUUUUUAAAAAAAUUUAUAUAUAAAUGAUUUUUUUCAAAAUUAAAUCUAUAAAAAUUGGAAAGCAAAUAUCAAUUUAAUUGCAAAAUUCAUGUUUCAAAACGCAAUUUUUUAAAAUUAAACAGAAUUAGAUUUCAUUAUACUAAUUAUCACUUAUAUAUCAAAAUUUUUUUCCAUAAAAUUUUUCUAUUAAAAAAAUUUUUGUUCACUCACGGAGAGUGGGUUUUUGGGCAAAAAAUAGCGAUUUUUCGAAUAGUUUUGUUCACUCACGGUGGGGGGAGUAAAUAAUUUUACUCGCUAGUCGAGAGUGGGGAAGUUAGGGGUUUGGCUUCUCUUAUCCGAAGAAUUCAAGCUGCCAAAUGAAGAAAUUUCUGAUGAAUUCAAUAAAGAGUGUGAAUUUGAGACCUUGAAGGGCUUGAUGGCUAUUUCUAUUGUAUUAUUAGUGAGAGCAGCAAUUCCAAAAACAAUUUUCACAAAAUAUAGGGAAUAUCUAGGACUUAUCCAAGUAUAGCCCGUUCCCGGCUAUAGAUCGGGCAUAGUCCGAUCUUUGCUAGGAAACUCGGGGGGUUGUCUGUGUCACUUCGAGGUGACGAGUCAACUCCCCGAGUUGGCAAAUAGCCACCAUAUAGUGAUUUGCCAACUCGGGGAGUUGACUCGUCACCUCGAAGUGACGCAGACAACCCCCCGAGUUUCCCGGCAAAGAUCGGACUAUGCCCGAUCUAUAGCCGGGAACAGACUAUAUUAAGACAUAUUAUCCCAGCAUCAUUUGUGUUCGUUUAUGUUAACAUAUUUUCUCUCCUAGGAAAGCGGGCUUUGCCUUACAAAGAUGAGAUAUUAUCUAUAAAUCCGUAUUUAAAAUAUUUCUUUCCAAAACCAAUUGAUAAAAAAACAGAAGAAAAAACAAUUGAUGAAAAAACAGAAGAAAACACAAUUGAAAAUCAAUUAAAUAUUCUGCUUAAGACUAUAUAGCCCAGGGCAAUAAUAGCAGACAUGGGCUAUAAUUUUUUUUUUAUAUUAGUUUUUUAUUUAUGUCAAAUUUAAUUAAAAUUGCGUUAAUUCAAUCCAAGCUCAAGUAGCCACAAAAGAAAUAUUAGAGGAAAAAGAGAUCAUAAAUAACUCUUUAUGAGACAUGAGAUUUGGAGAUGCUGAGUAUAGGGAAAAGCUUGCUUAUAAAUAUUUUGUUUAUAAUUUAAAUAAGUGAAUUGACAAAGAUAAAGAAGAAAAUAAACCUUACAGUGAUGAGCUUUGGGGGAAUUUUAUUUUUGUGACAGCUUUAAUGCACAUUUGCUCACUUUCACUGGUGUAUAAGGGUAAUUUCUGGAGUAAUAAACCUUUUGAAGCACAGGCAUUUUGAAUUUUUCAGUUUCCCAUAUUAAAUGUAAUUGCACUUGCUGGGGUGGCAUAUUUUAAUUCUGGGUAUAGGCAUUAUCUUGAGUUGAUGGGAAUUAAAUAUGAAUCUCAAAUAUUAAAAUUCGAGCCUGGAUUGAAGAAGAGAUUUAUGAUAAAUUCCACAAAAGAUAAUUAA
Blepharisma stoltei is the source of this 1769-nucleotide messenger RNA. The record is from the annotation of a GenBank genome assembly. Lineage: Eukaryota; Ciliophora; Heterotrichea; Heterotrichida; Blepharismidae.